This is a messenger RNA of Suillus plorans, 876 nucleotides long. RefSeq lists its product as uncharacterized. The coding region runs from base 1 to 876 and encodes 291 amino acids. Lineage: Eukaryota; Fungi; Basidiomycota; Agaricomycetes; Boletales; Suillaceae. The record is from RefSeq and is a predicted model, not a curated record. The transcript has 11 exons.
AUGGCAGAUGAUGAUAUAGUUAUUAUAACCCGUGCCUACAUCUUCUCAGAAGACCUAGUCAAAGUGAGCACGCGUAUCUACGAAUCCAUUGUAAACUGUUCUCUCUUCGUCUAUUCACUUGUUCACGCAUAUGGACUUCUGGCAACAUGCACUGGUCAAGAGUCCCAACGAUUCCUGGUUGUGCGACCACGGCCUGCUGGCCAGAAGGAGUUCUUGGGUUACCAUACUCAAGUUUCAGAGUGUGGGCUUGAAGACGACUGCCCCAUGUUUCAUGGAAUCAAAGACUACAUCACACUAGUCGCUGGAGUUACCUUGACCGGGGCGGCUGCGACUAGAAACGAUAUCUCGGACAUAGCCAUUUGUUGGGAUGGCGGAAGUGUCAUCAUAUGCAGACAUCACGCCAAAAAAGCAUGGGCUUCAGCUUUUUGUUACAUAGCUGAUUGCGUUCUCGCCAUUCUUUUCCUCAAACGAACAAUACCGAAACCACAUGCAGCGUCACAAGCUUUUCACAAACCCGGUUCCACGGCUGCUGCUCAAGUUCUUACACUAUCUAUUCAUCACGCAGCUCCAGGAUUUUUCCCUUUGCCACUCAAAGCUCGUGCACCCAACAAAACAUUCCUCCGCAUUUGGCCUAUCAUCGAACAUGUCAAGGACAUCUUUCGACCUGAUUUCAUUAUAGUUCAGUGUGGCUUAGAUGGCCUAGCGGGCUCGCUCGGCUGGUGCAUGCAUCGCAUCAUCCGCGAAUGGCAAGGGAAAAAAUGUUACUUGGCGGAGGCUUUAGGUGGUUAUGACACGCCCAAUGCCGCGCAAGCUUGGACAUAUCUCACCUCUGUGGCAGUAUGUUUGAAUCUCAGGUUCUGGUUCGUCAUAUAUUGA